AUGUCUGUCCCAUCGACAAUGAAAGCCGUCGUUGUUGAGAAGGUCGGAGGCCCCGAGGUUCUCGAGUUCCGAACCAAUCACCCCGUUCCUACCCCGCAAGAGGGCCAAUUGCUCGUGAAGAACAACAUCUGCGGCGUCAACUACAUCGAUACCUAUUUCCGCACAGGCCUGUAUCCCUCCGCAAAGCCCGAAAUCCUUGGUCGCGAAGCUGCCGGGACCGUUGUCGCUGUGGGCCCCGGUGCGAAUCCCUAUAACUUCCAGGUUGGCGAUCGCGUCGCCUGGCUGUCCUCUACCGGAUAUGCGGAGUACUCGGUCGCCCCGCAGGCGAAGACCGUGAAGAUUCCCGAUGGGGUCUCUGAUGAGGACGCCAUGGCCUCGUUCUUGAGUGGGCUGACCGUUUUGUCUUUCGUGAAGGAGACGUACCCCGUGCAGAAGGGCGAUUGGGUGCUGUUGCAUGCCGCUGCUGGUGGGGCUGGUUUCCUUAUGACCCAGAUUCUGAAGUCAAUUGGGGCUCAUGUUAUUGGGACUGCUGGGGGCCCGGAGAAGCUUGCUCUCGUCAAGAGCCUGGGGGCGGACUAUGUGAUUGAUUAUCGCAGCGAGGAAGGCAAGGACUGGGCGAAGAAGGUCAAGGAAAUUACUAAUGGUCGGGGUGUGGAUGUUGUCUAUGAUUCCGUAGGCAAGGAUACAUGGGAGGGCAGUUUGGAUGUCGUCAAGAGGAAGGGGACUGUCGUUUGGUUCGGAAAUGCCAGUGGACCAGUCCCUCCUCUGCCUCUAAAUAAACUCAGCCCCAAGUGCGUGAAGGUCGCCCGGCCUACCCUUUUCGGCUACAUUGAAACUCGCGAAGAGUUCGAGUUCUACGUGAACGAGCUGUUUACCCUCCUCAGAACCGGCCAGCUGAAAGUCAAGAUCCACAAGAUUUAUCCUCUGGAGGAGGUUGCUCAAGCUCACAUCGAUCUGGAGGGCCGAAAGACUACUGGAAAGCUGCUUUUGAAGCCAUAG
This is a messenger RNA of Aspergillus ochraceoroseus IBT 24754, 999 nucleotides long. Its product is annotated as quinone oxidoreductase family protein. Lineage: Eukaryota; Fungi; Ascomycota; Eurotiomycetes; Eurotiales; Aspergillaceae. The record is from RefSeq and is a predicted model, not a curated record. Gene Ontology annotation, molecular function: quinone reductase (NADPH) activity; zinc ion binding. Gene Ontology annotation, biological process: cellular response to oxidative stress. Gene Ontology annotation, cellular component: cytoplasm. The coding region runs from base 1 to 999 and encodes 332 amino acids. The transcript has 2 exons.